CAUGGUCUCAGUCUUUCGUCACGUUUCUCAUUUUCUUUACUCAUCAAGACUUACACUACGGAACCGAGAGAAUGGCGACUGUCUCUCCAACACCCGCAUUGCAGCCUCCUCCAGGGGUGGCGUCUAACUUUGUGAACCCCGAGUCCCUAGCCGGCAAGAACAACAUCGCUAUGGGAGUCUCUAUUCCUCUGAUAACGAUAUCCUUCUUUCUUCGGGUAUACGUAAGAAUAUGGAUUAGACGAACUUGGGUUUUUGAAGAUUGGCUGGCUCUAACUGCUUGGGCUAGCACAGUAUCCCUCGCUGGGGUAGGCACCGCUACUAUGGCUCACAACGGUGGAAAACAUGGAUAUGAUAUUACCCAUGAACAGUUCCAGGAAGCAUUAUAUUGGUUUAAUGCAACCACUAUCAACUACGGCAUCGCCAUAUGCACUACGAAACUAGCGGUUCUUUGGUACUAUCGACGCGUCUUCUCCCCAUUCCGGCGGAAGCCAUUCGACAUUAGUAUCGUCUGCCUCAUCACCGUGCUCAUCCUAUUCUACGGAUCAACAACCAUAGUGAAGAUAUGGGAGUGUAUCCCCAGGGAAAGGAUUUGGGACAAGAGCAUACCGGGGAGAUGUAUCAGCACCGAUAUUCUGUUAGACACAAGCGGACUGUUUAAUACAUUGACAGACUUUAUUAUGCUUUUGCUUCCGGUGAAAGCAGUCUGGAAGUUGAAGCUGAAGGUCAAGCAAAAGGUGCUCGUCGUUGGUGUUUUUACGUUUGGUUUAUGCGCUCCAGUCUUUAGCUUGGUGGGCUUCAUAGUGCGUCUUCAGGGGAACAACAAUCCCGACAAAUCUUGGAUACAGCCAAAGAUUAUAAUGUGGGGUCUUGCCGAGACAACGACCGGCAUGCUCUGCGUGAGCUUUCCGGAGCUAGGACCUCUUAUAAGGAGAAGACAGAGCCCUACACACACCGAGAGCAUCGUGAAUAGUAACUAUCGCUCGGGCGAUAAGCCAUAUCCGCGACAAGGCAGUCGGUUUUCGACGGCCAUCUCGCAGGGCGUGAUGAAGCUGGAAAGCGACCCUUACAUAGAAUUAGAUGAGAGAGACGUAUAUCCGACUCAAUACGCAGCACAGGCCGACCGUAACAUCCACGAUCGAGAACCACGUCCAGGGGAGAUAACUGUUACCCAGGAGGUCACCGUGGACUCGCAUAGGAGAGAAGAGGGUGUGCAUAUUGACCGAUGA
This is a messenger RNA of Annulohypoxylon maeteangense, 1226 nucleotides long. RefSeq lists its product as uncharacterized. Lineage: Eukaryota; Fungi; Ascomycota; Sordariomycetes; Xylariales; Hypoxylaceae. The record is from RefSeq and is a predicted model, not a curated record. Bases 72 to 1226 code for a protein of 384 amino acids. The transcript is spliced from 6 exons.